AUGUGGCUUAACAACCAGUAUCGCACUAGGCGUGCACUGGAGGAUCUCAGCGAGUUCGAGGUGAUACAAAAUUAUCGCUUAUCGACUCGCGACAUAUAUUCGCUGUACGCUCUGUUGGAGGCCGACUUGGAACCUCGGGCACGGUCAAAUCGUGCAAUCAGCGGUUUUCAGAAACUGCUGGGGACGUUACAUUUUUUGGCGUCAGGCACAUUCCAGCCUACACUGUCUCAAACAUGCGGUUUUUCUCAGUCGACUCUGUCGCGCUGUAUAACCCAAGUCAUUAGGGCUUUCCGCAAAUUGACGAUCCAGUACAUCACAUUUCCAGAGACGGACAGCGAAUGUCGUGAGAUCAAAUUAGGCUUUUUCAACAAAUACAAAUUUCCCAAUGUGCUGGGCGCGAUUGACUGUACCCACGUGCAGAUCAGACCGCCACGGAAUUCAGAGGAAUGUUUUCGGAACCGAAAACAGUUCCAUUCCCUGAACGUGCAGGCGGUCUGUGAUGUAAACAUGAGAUUUUUGAACAUUUUUGUGGGAUUUCCUGGAUCAUCUCACGACUCCUUCAUCCUAAGCCAGUUUGACAAGUUCGAAACAGGAAACAUGCCUGGUGGCUGGCUGUUAGGCGAUGCGGGUUAUCCAAACAAACCGUGGCUGUUGACCCCAUUGUCUAAUCCUGUUGGUAGAGCAGAAAAACGUUACCAAGAGAAACACAUUGCAUCGAGGGGAAUAAUUGAGCGUGCCUUCGGUGUACUUAAAAGCCGGUUUCGAUGUUUAGACACUUCCGGCGGUGCUCUUUUGUACUCACCGUCGAAGGUUUGCGGCAUGGUAAAUGCAUGUUGUAUUUUACACAACAUAUGUGUCGCAAACCGUUUGCCGGUGACUCUUCGUCGUAGUGCUUUCCUACGCGGGAACCGUUCUUCUGCUCUACCGGUGGGUAUGGACGAAGGAGAGGAUUCCCGGCGGACAUUGAUCCAAAAAUUUUUUGCAGUUGCCUAGUUUUACAUCCUGUUGAUGUAUAUCCCCAGGCCGUGUAUAUACAGUUCGUUCCCCCCUGUUUUAUCCUGUUGUUGGUUUACCGCAAAUAUUUGACCCUUUUAUGCAACUCUACCAUGGGCGACCUACUGGUGAUGUGGACCUGACCCUCCGCCAUGUAGCAGACAACCCCCUCAGGUCCUGCGGUGUAUCUUCCCAAGUGGCGUGGAUGUGAGGAGACACGACAUUUCACCCGAUGUUCCAUGGGCGACCUACUGGUGAUGUGGACCUGACCCUUCCGCCAUGUAGCAGACAACCACCUCAGGUCCUGCGGUGUAUCUUCCCAAGUGGCGUGGAUGUGAGGAGACACGACAUUUCACCUGAUGUUCCAUGGGUGACCCUACUGGUGAUGUGGACCUGACCCUCCGCCAUGUAGCAGACAACCCCCUCAGGUCCUGCGGUGUAUCUUCCCAAGUGGCGUGGAUGUGAGGAGACACGACAUUUCACCCGAUGUUCCAUGGGCGACCUACUGGUGAUGUGGACCUGACCCUUCCGCCAUGUAGCAGACAACCACCUCAGGUCCUGCGGUGUAUCUUCCCAAGUGGCGUGGAUGUGAGGAGACACGACAUUUCACCCGAUGUUCCAUGGGCGACCUACUGGUGAUGUGGACCUGACCCUUCCGCCAUGUAGCAGACAACCACCUCAGGUCCUGCGGUGUAUCUUCCCAAGUGGCGUGGAUGUGAGGAGACACAACAUUUCACCUGAUGUUCCAUGGGUGACCCUACUGGUGAUGUGGACCUGACCCUUCCGCCAUGUAGCAGACAACCACCUCAGGUCUUCCGGUGUAUCCUUCCUAAGUGGCGUGGAUGUGAAGAGACAGUUCCCCUGAUGUUCCCUGGGCAAUCUACUUACGUACAAUUCAACUGCAUUACAAAUUUUAAUAAAAACCACAGGAAACUUCUAUUUUUAAAAGUUUAU
Pseudophryne corroboree (corroboree frog) is the source of this 1947-nucleotide messenger RNA. RefSeq names its product putative nuclease HARBI1. Bases 1 to 993 code for a protein of 330 amino acids. The record is from RefSeq and is a predicted model, not a curated record. Lineage: Eukaryota; Metazoa; Chordata; Amphibia; Anura; Myobatrachidae. The transcript has 10 exons.